CGGCGAAAUCCCCAAUCGGAGAAGAGCUCAACCCGCCAACAUCGAAUACUGCGUCCCGCAGUUGCAAAUAGUGUUUUCUCUUGGUUUCAGUAAAGUGCCAAACUUUGAUGUGGGAUUCAUGGCUGAAGGGCGGCGAUCAGCAAGGUCCCACAAGCCGGUGAACUACGCGAAGCUGGACAUUGGCAGCGAUGAAGAUGACGACUUCAGAUCAGCCGAAGCUGCGAACAGCAAGCGCACCAAACAGAAGGACAAAGAAGGCAUACCCCCGAAGGACUGCCGCAAGAAAGAGACGGAAAAACUGUCCGCCAAGGAUGUCGACAGCACACUUGCGGCCGGAGGUGAAAUUGACUCGAAACCAAGGAGGCUUUCUCUGGAUGAGAAGCUGUUUGACCGUGAUCUCAAGGCUGCCCUAACGCUGUCGCAAAUGGAAGCCACAUCUCGGACAUCAGCAGGGGUGCUUCACUUGGAGACUGACUGCGUUGUUGCUACCGAGAAUUUGGAGGUGGCCGGAGAGGUGGAGGUGGAGAGCAGCUGUGAUGCAGGGGCCUCCGUCGUGCCAGGCAUGGACCAAGUAUUGCCUAGUGGGCAAGAGUUGGAAUCAACGCCGCCUCCAGACACAGCUGGGGACCUUGAGAGCACGGAAGCAUCGGAUAGCUCGGAGGAAGAGUUCUGCAGCCCUCGCUCCAAGCGCAGAAAGUGCUCUACCAAGCAAGGUGCCACCACAGCAGGGAGAAAUACGCCAAGCCGACCUGCCCGCUCAGUGCCCGACGUCAAAACCGCCUCAAGCCCAGCGACUUUGAAGCAGCAUCCCACACGAGCCACCAUCAAGCCCAAUCCAGCAGAAGCCGCCGUCAAUCCGCCUUCCGCACCAGCCACUUUCAAGCCACUUUCAACGCCAGGGGCUUGCAAGCCGCUUCCAACACCAGCUGCUUGCAAGUUGCAGCCAACAUCAGCCACUAACAAGCCACUUCCAACACCAGCUGCUUGCAAGCCGCAGCCAACACUGGCCACGAUUGCUGCGACGGAGGGCAGGCGCCACUCCCCGUCGCUCCCUGCAGCAAGUAUCCACAAAAACGUUCCGAGGAGUGUGCCCACGAGUUCUGGCAACAGGGUUGGCACUGGCACAAGCAGCAUUCGGCUCGGCCUUUCUAGGAAAGGGCUCAAGGAACCACUUCAUCGGGUUGUAAAAGUGGUGCCUUGACCCCACAGGUUCCCCGGGCAAAGCAUUGUCUUACAUGGACCAGCCUCUGCAUGAGAAAACUACUACGAAUGAGGUACGCAUAAUUUAGAGAUUUAUUGUAAGUAUACAGUGAAGUGCUUCAGGGUGCUGUUAUGUGAUUGAGUACAAAGACCCACAGAGAUGCUGGUUCUGUAUUUAUGGAGUUAGGGCAGUUUAGAUCUUUCUCUUACUGCUAUUUUAUCCUGCAUACGACAUCUGCCUGAUUAAAUAAAGUGAUGUCUAUCC
Messenger RNA from Ixodes scapularis (black-legged tick), 1465 nucleotides. Its product is annotated as RAD51-associated protein 1. The transcript has 7 exons. Lineage: Eukaryota; Metazoa; Arthropoda; Arachnida; Ixodida; Ixodidae. Bases 119 to 1201 code for a protein of 360 amino acids. The record is from RefSeq and is a predicted model, not a curated record.